This is a messenger RNA of Helianthus annuus (common sunflower), 1440 nucleotides long. RefSeq names its product transcription factor BHLH094. Gene Ontology annotation, biological process: regulation of DNA-templated transcription. The transcript is spliced from 6 exons. The record is from RefSeq and is a predicted model, not a curated record. The coding region runs from base 344 to 1114 and encodes 256 amino acids. Lineage: Eukaryota; Viridiplantae; Streptophyta; Magnoliopsida; Asterales; Asteraceae. Gene Ontology annotation, molecular function: DNA-binding transcription factor activity; protein dimerization activity. Gene Ontology annotation, cellular component: nucleus.
AGGGGUGAGAGAAAUAACAGAAUCGUGAUGAUUUAAAAAGGCGGUGUUGACAAGAAACCCCUUGACACUCCCAGAAUCCUCUUUCAGAAGUCACUUCUCUCCACUCUCCAGGUCUACCUUGCUAACGUACGCCGGUCGUUGGUACACUGCGCACCCCAACAUACAUACACUCAUAUGUAUCAUCAUCUAUAACCUCAACCAGAUUAUUAUUAUCUUUAAUUUCUUAUUCCACACAAACAAACUUUAUGUAAAAACCAAUCUAGGGUUUCAAACCGUUACAUACUGAUUUGAAAGUUUCGUAAUUUUUAAAUUUCGAAUCGUAUAUUAAACAAAACAAAUAGUGAUGAUGAACGGGGGAGGAUUCCGGUCAGGUAAUACGACGUCGUCUUCGGUGUGUAAUAUGAGCGAGAUCUGGCGGUAUCCGGUGAGUCAUGGGAAUGGCAAUGCGGCGUCGUUUGGUAUGGGGGAUAAUAACAAUAGUAAUGACGGUGGUGUGUUUAUGGAUGAUGAUCCGAUGGGGGUGAGUAAGAAGCGGCGUGAAGAUGAUGAUUUGUCGACUAGCAGCCGGAGUAAUAAUACAAUGCUCGACGGUGAUGGCAAACGCUUGAAGACUUUGGCCCUUGAAAACGAGAACUCGGAAAUUAAACCAGAAGAUGAAAGAAGUACCGGCAAGAUAGCGGAAAACAGUGCGAAACCGACCGAACCGCCUAAACAAGAUUACAUUCACGUUCGCGCAAGAAGAGGUCAAGCCACUGAUAGCCACAGUCUAGCAGAAAGAGCUAGAAGAGAGAAGAUAAGUGAAAGGAUGAAAAUACUUCAAGAUAUUGUCCCCGGAUGUAAUAAGGUUAUUGGAAAAGCACUGGUCCUUGAUGAGAUAAUUAAUUACAUUCAAUCGCUACAACAACAGGUCGAGUUUUUAUCAAUGAAGCUUGAAGCUGUCACUUCAAGAUCGCAACCAAGUCCUCAAGGAUUUCCUUCAAAAGAUUUUGGUCAACAAUCAUUCGACAUGGCUGGGGUGCCGUUUGCUUCACAACCCACAAGGGAAUACAGUAACGGAUCAUCACCAGAAUGGUUGCACAUGCAAAUCGGUGGCAGCUUUGAAAGAACAACAUGAAAUAGGCACACUUUGGUAAUCUACAUGGAGCUAAUGAUCAAGAAACUACUGGAAAGAGAAGGCUAUAUAUUUGUUUCAACUAUAUAUAUAUAUAUGUAUCUCCGUUUUGUUAGUUUUGCAAUAUGCAUGCAUGUAUGUACUAUUCUUGCUCAUACGUCUCUUAAGAGUCAUACGCCCUUUUACCCGCAAACAACCUGAUGAAAUUGUUUGUCCGCUUAGAAAAAAUGAAAAAAACCAGAAGCAUAAUGUGUAUUGAAACAAUUUCGGGAUCAAAUAAUUUGAGUUCAUUUUACUCGUAAUCAAACUAUCAAUAUAUCUUGUGUUUU